Molecule: messenger RNA, 4365 nt
Organism: Epinephelus fuscoguttatus (brown-marbled grouper)
Lineage: Eukaryota; Metazoa; Chordata; Actinopteri; Perciformes; Serranidae
Product: cerebellar degeneration-related protein 2-like
Exons: 6
Coding region: 167-1504 (445 amino acids)
Source: RefSeq, a predicted model, not a curated record
UGUCCCUCCGUCUGUCCGUGUGUCUGUGUGGAGAUGAGCGCACACCGGUGCCGGUUGCAGGCGUGCAGACAGCGGCGGGAGGGACGCGGACUGAACCGUUCAUCAGCAUUGUGUCAUGAUUAAAAAUAAUCCUCAGACUGUGUGACUGACUCUUUAAACCGUGAAGAUGCUGACAGACAUGAUCGUGGAGCAAGAAUUUGAGAUCAAGGAGGAGGAACCGUGGUACGACAAGCAAGACCUUGAGCAUGACCUGCAGCUGGCUGCCGAGCUGGGGAAGAGUCUCCUGGAGCGAAACAGGGAGCUGGAGCAAGGGCUGCAGCAGAUGUACUCCACCAACCAGGAGCAACUGCAGGAGAUCGAGUACCUAACGAAGCAGGUGGACCUUCUCCGGCAGGUCAAUGACCAGCACGCUAAAGUGUACGAGCAGCUGGACGUGUCGGCUCGAGAACUGGAGCACAGCAACCACAAACUAGUUCUGGACAACAGGACGGCCCAGCAGAAGAUCCAGGGGCUGACAGAGACGGUGGAGCUGCUGCAGACGCAGGUGGAGGAGCUGCAACAUCAGGUGGAGGAGAUGAAGCUGAGUCCCUCUCCCCCUCCGAAGCCUCCGCACAGAGAGAAGUGGCCACCUCGCAGCACUCAGAGUGUGUCCUGCCUGAAAGAGCUGCAAAACACACUCAGAUAUGACUACGACGAACCCUCAGAUGGCCUCCAGUCCUCCGACAUGUCGUGGCACGAAGAGGAGCAGGCGUCGCUUCGACAAUCCCUUCGCAACCUCCAGACUCAGUUCGCCAAUGAGCGUGCUCGGAGGGAGCAGUCAGAGCGAGAGGCCGAGCUGCUCGCCAGAGAAAAUGCAGUGCUGGAGCAGCAGCUGGCAGGGAUGGAGGGCUGUCAGGUCCGAGUGGCAGAGCUGGAGCGCGAGGCAGAGGAGCUUCGUCAGCUCUGGAAAUCAGAUUCCUCCCAGAGAUCCACCAGACCGGACGUCAUCCACAGCCUGCUGCGCAACUCCAUGUUCCUCAACGCGGAGGAGGAGAAUGAUGGCGCUGCAGGGAAAAGCCCCUGGGUCCUGAAGCGCUGGGACAGCGAGCGGCUGAUGAAGGCGACACAUAUGCCUGACUCUCCCGACAGGAUCUAUGACCACGAGUGCUCCUGCGUGCGUCGGGCCGAGGUGGUGAAGUAUCGUGGGAUCUCGCUGCUAAAUGAGGUCGACGCCCAGUACAGUGCCUUGCAGGUGAAGUACGACGAGCUGCUGCGGCGCUGCCACCUGGUGCAGCAGGAGGAGGAGCAGGAUGGGCAGACCCACAGGUCGGUCCAGACUGCAUCUCUCGCCGCCACUUGUCCUACUCUCACAGACAUGGGGGACUUUACAGACGACUUUCACCAGCCGGAGUAUAAGGAACUUUUUAGGGAAAUCUUCUCACGCAUUCAGAAAACCAAAGAGGACCUGAUUGAGAACAGAGGGCGACUUUCAGCUGGUGAAACGCUGCCUAUUUUGCAUCAAUAGCUCGCAAAAAAAAAGAAAGAAAAAGAUGCUGCAAGAUUUAUUGUUGUCUUCCAGUUAAAGAGCGACUCUUUGGAAAGACUCUUACAGCAGCACUUGAAGUUAACUCUACACUUUACUGUAUGUUAUCUGCCCAGAAAUGGUGAUCGCCUUGCGAAGGGGUUAAGAGACGAGAGUGAUACAGGAACCAGAAGGCCAAACACCACCAGCUCAUGUCUCAGAUGAGGCUCAUUUUGCACAGAAACACCAGUGCCUAACGCCGCCGUCUCUACUGUGCAAUCACUCUACCUCACUUUGCACAAACGAACUCCUGAGGAAAUCAUUUCUGGGUCUUCCUUUAUCGGUAACACUUUAUUUUAUGGGUCCUAUAGUUUCCUAGAAAGAUGUAAGUUUCACAGAAAGUUUCCUGGAAAAUAUGUAAAGAUGUAAUUUGGUGCUCAUAACAGAGAAAAUGGUAGUUCAGCUCACAGGGUGUGGACUGUGGUUAUGAGCCUGCCAUUGGCCGCCUGUUUCAGAUGGAAUUCUCCCCUUCCACUAUCUGCGUGCUACAGUUUCCAAAGUCCCUGACGCUACGUGAAACUAGUCCCGCCAAACCUGAGACACAAGACAUGAAACAACCUCUGAGCUAAAAACAGCAGCGCUCGCCUCCCCACCCUGCAAAUGUUCUACCGAAACAAGUUCCCUCCCAGGUGUAACCAAAAGACUUUUAGGUUACCCCUAACCCUAAAGUCUUGAAGUCAGUGCACAGUGGGUCAGCUAAACCAUCGGUUCCCAACUGGUCAAGCCUCAGGAUUCAGAUUUCUCCUUAGUCAUUAGUUCAAGGUCCGCGCGGUUUAAUACAUUCAGCAUCAUACUUGCGCUUGGCCAUGUUGUCGGGCUAGUCUGCUGUCUCUGUUAAGCUUUCAGUUAUUCACCCACUCUACAGCAGGAAUGGCACUUCAAAAUAAAAGCUCUGUGCCGGAAUUCACUGGACUUAACAAUAGAGUAUGUUUUUCACAAACUUGACAUAUUGGUGAGUCACUCGCGGUCCAUUCAGAAUGGACCUGCAACCCACCAGGUAGGAACCACUGAGCUAAACAAUCAGAAGUUAUAUACAGUUACACGACAAUUCAAUGUCCGUAUAUGGAAGAUCAAGUUUCCAAGUAAUUUUCUUUCUCAAAAGAAAUCAAACUGCUUUCCGCUUUAGACCAAAGAUUGACGAUGAGGCGAGACACUUGAAACUACCUGCAAUGCCCCAGUUUACUAGGUUCUGAAAACCUGCCAGUUUGCUUUUGACUUGCUUUGUAAUGUCAAGCUUUUCUGGCUUAUUUUGCAGCUGAAUAUAAUUUUUAUCUUCUUAAAAUAUGAAUGAGAGUAGUGAUAGUGAACGUCCCAACCCUCACCUAUGGUCAUAAGCUCUGGGUAGUGACUGAAAGAUUGAGAUCGUGGAUACAAGCAGCCAAAAUGAGUUUCUCCGUGGGGUGUCUGGGCUCAGCCUUAGAGAUAGGGUGAGGAGAUCGGACAUCUGGAGGGAGCUCGGAGUAGAGCCGCUGCUCCUUCGCGUCGAAAGGGGUCAGUUGAGGUGGUUCGGGCAUCUGAUCAGGAUGCCUCCUGGGUGCCUCCUGUUGGAGGUGUUCUGGGUACGUCCCACUGGUAGGAGGCCCUGGGGCAGACCCAGAACACGCUGCGUACAUACCUCAUCUGGCCUGGGAACGUCUUGGGGUCCCCCAGGAGGGGCUGGAAAGUGUUGCUGGGAAGAGGGACGUCUGGGAUGCUUUGCUCAGCCUGCUGCCCCCGUGACGCUGCCCCGUAUAAGCGGAUGAAAAUGGAUAGAUGGAUAUCUACAUAGGGAGAGGGUCCUUGUCCACGGAGUUCGUCAUGUUUCUUCAGUAGCCGAGAAUGGACAAACCAAACCCUGGCUCUAGUUCUGCAAUCUUGUGGCUAGAUGCUACUAAAUCCUACACACUGGGCCUUUAAAAAAUGUCUUACAUGAUGAAUUGAUUAUCUAAAUAGUUGCUGAAUUAUUUUGUGUUGAUUAGCUAAUCAACUAAUCAACCAGUUAUUUCAGCUUUAACCAGGACUGUGACCUAAAAGCUCUUCGAGUCAAAACUGUCAGUUAGUCCCAAAUUACAAACUAAGCUGUUCUUUUCAGGAAACUUGCAAGAUUAUUAUCACAAAAUUACGGAUCCAUAAUAUAAAAUGUUAUGUGUAAUGUAUGCUGUAUCUGCUCUUUGAUUUGUUUACUGAGCUCCGAUGAUCCAGUGUGAACUUUUUUAAUUUAUUUUUUCUUUGCAACUAUUUGCAGCCGGUGAUAGUUAUGCCUGCGCCUGUAAGAGCGACUGAUCUAAGUUGUUACAUUGGUGAAGGAGUUUAUAUUGUUGGUGAUUCAAGGUGCUCAAACAUAUUUAGGACCUUUUGUAAUUGUGACAUUUCUUUCUAAAAACAAAACGAUACUUGAUUAUUGUGCGAUAGGUUAGAUGACUGUGAGUGAAUGUUAUAUUAAAGGGAAGUUCUGAGGUUUACCAAAAGACUAACUCUAUGUACUUGAUGAUGUAACGGCCUCCUGGUGUAUAUCAUGUAUCACAAAGUCAUGUUUGAUUAGAAGCUUUUCUCAGCAGAACUUCUGUUGCUUUUGCUGCCUGACGUCCACGUGUCCUCGUUAAGCUUAAGACUGUGCGCACAGUUUGUAGAUGUCUGUGAAAUCACGUUGAGAUGCACUUUAGAAAUUGCACAUUAUCAAAGCUCUUCUGACACUUUACGUAUGUAGUUAUUAUCAAGUGUCCUGAAUAAUCUGCAGUAUGUAUGUAUGUACGAUGUGUUUCUACCUGUUUCAUGAUUGGACCUUGGGGCUUAAUGUCUGAGCCAUAAAACAUGAAGCAAGCCAA